Messenger RNA from Anopheles gambiae (African malaria mosquito), 957 nucleotides. RefSeq names its product chymotrypsin-2. Gene Ontology annotation, molecular function: serine-type endopeptidase activity. Gene Ontology annotation, biological process: proteolysis. NCBI's taxonomy places the organism in Eukaryota, Metazoa, Arthropoda, Insecta, Diptera, Culicidae. The record is from RefSeq and is a predicted model, not a curated record. The coding region runs from base 96 to 872 and encodes 258 amino acids. The transcript has 3 exons.
GCAAUCGUUUCCAGACAGAGCACCAAUCACACAUCGGAAGCUCUACCAGCAGGAAUAGUUAUUUCGUCAUUUUUGAAUUCUCAUCUACAAGCAUCAUGCUACGAAAGGUCUUUGCUGUUGUCUCGGUACUCCUGGUAGUAAGUGCAGCCAAGGUGACAAAACUGGUGCUGGACGACCACUACGUCAACCGAGUGGUUGGAGGAGAGGUAGCGAAGAACGGCUCGGCCCCGUACCAGGUAUCGCUGCAGGUUCCCGGCUGGGGUCACAACUGUGGAGGAUCACUGCUAAACAAUCGAUGGGUACUAACGGCAGCACACUGUCUGGUCGGCUAUGAGCCCAGUGAUUUGAUGGUACUCGUCGGCACAAACAGUCUCAAGGAGGGAGGCGAACUGCUGAAGGUUGACAAGCUGCUGUACCACAGCCGUUACAAUCGUCCCCAGUUUCACAAUGACAUCGGAUUGAUGCGGCUGGAGCAACCGGUACAGUUCUCGGAGCUUGUGCAGAGUGUAGAGUACCUGGAGAAGGCGGUCCCGGUCAAUGCGACGGUGCGAUUGACGGGUUGGGGUCGUACCAGCACUAAUGGGAAUGUUCCCACGCUACUCCAGAGCCUGAAUGUUGUAACGCUGUCGAACGAAGACUGCAAGGCAAAGAUGGGCAAUCCGGAGAAUGUCGACUUGGGGCAUGUUUGCACACUGACCAAGGCUGGCGAGGGAGCGUGCAAUGGUGAUUCCGGUGGCCCACUGGUGUACGAGGGAAAGCUGGUCGGUGUGGUGAACUUUGGCGUUCCGUGCGGUCGCGGAUUCCCGGAUGGGUUCGCACGUGUCUCCUACUACCAUGAGUGGGUUCGCACAACGAUGGCUAACAACUCGUAAUGGGAUGUGGCUGAAUCUAUUAGAAUUCGUGCACUAAAGAUGAAUAAACAAGUCAUUUGUUCGAGGGUUAGAACCUAAAAAUGGA